AUGAGCAUUGUCUCCGGUUGCGAGACGUAUCAGAAGCAGGGCACUUGUGGAUUGGCCUUUCACUUGUUCGUUCUCGCCCUGGCGGCCGGGCUGACCGAUGGCACGGUUGUGGGUGGCCCGCGCGUGCCGGUGGAGGCAGCGAUGAGUCAAGCGGUCUUCCAGGCCCAGGAGGCAGCCCAUGCUGCGGGGCAGGCGGCAGAGGCAGCCGCCAAAUCUGCAGGCGAAGCAGAGCAGAUGGCGAAAUCUGCUCCCCCGCCUGCUGCCAAGGUCGCGGGCCAGGAGGAUGCUCCGAUGCCACUCACAGCGCCUGCGGCUGUUCCCAGCGCUGAGGACCUCAAGAAGGCAUUGCAAGCGGCAUACGAGGCAGGCAAAGCAGCAGCAAAGGCCCAGGCAGAGGCAGAAGGCUUCUCCCAGACCUACGACCUUGCGCAAGCGAAGAUCCCGGAGCCGGAUCGCACCGCACAGGCGCAAGCGAUCAAAGCUGCCUCCAAGCCGUACGUCGAGGCGGAGAACCAGGUGGAGGCAACCGUGGAAUCCUACAACAGCUUGGCCGUCACACUCGCAAACGAGGUGGUCAUGUAUGUGGACAAGGCGAAGAAGCUGGCCGACAUGGCGGUGAAGGAGCAGGCCUCCGGCAGCCCGGUCCUGGCCUCCCAGCAUCUCCUGGAGGCACACAAGCUGAUGCAUCAGGCGAAGGAGAAGAAGGCGCGGGCGCUGCGCAUUCGGAGCCUGGCCGAGAAGAUCAACAGCGAGGCGCUGCCCAGCUAUCGCCAGGCCACACAGAUGGCGGAGCAGUCUGCGGCCUUCUCGGCACUGCAGAUCUCACAGCAGUCCAGCCAUCUUCGUCGCUCGGGUGCCUGA
Messenger RNA from Symbiodinium natans, 861 nucleotides. NCBI's taxonomy places the organism in Eukaryota, Dinophyceae, Suessiales, Symbiodiniaceae. The record is from the annotation of a GenBank genome assembly.